This is a messenger RNA of Phragmites australis (common reed), 5124 nucleotides long. Its product is annotated as paired amphipathic helix protein Sin3-like 4. The coding region runs from base 337 to 4656 and encodes 1439 amino acids. Gene Ontology annotation, molecular function: transcription corepressor activity. The record is from RefSeq and is a predicted model, not a curated record. The transcript has 23 exons. Gene Ontology annotation, biological process: negative regulation of transcription by RNA polymerase II. Lineage: Eukaryota; Viridiplantae; Streptophyta; Magnoliopsida; Poales; Poaceae. Gene Ontology annotation, cellular component: histone deacetylase complex; chromatin.
UCCCGUCGCUUCCUCGCCUCGCCUCGCCUCGUUCCCUUCCUGUCUUCCCCUUGGCGAUUAGCUCUCGCUCGCGCCCGCGCCCGCGCGCCCGCUCGCUCCCUGCGCUCGCCGCCGCCUCGUGCUGUCCUAGCGCCGCGUCUCGAGGCGCCGCGAGGGGUUACUGGGUGCUCGCGGCGGGCAGAUCCGGCGUCGGCGGCGGCGGACAGGCCGAGAGGCGGGAUCGGCGGCGAAGGGUGGGAGGCUUCAGGGGAGGAAUCGGCGCCGGUUUUGGUUCUCUAGAGGAGGGGGGGGGGGGGGGGGGGAGGAGGAGGAGGAGGGCGGCUGGUGCAUGGGGGCAUGAAGCGCGCCAGGGACGACGCGCUCAUGGGGUCACAGCUCAAACGCCCCAACCUCGCCCGAUCCGAUCCGGCGGCGCAGCCGCAGCACAUGCCCCUGCCGGGCUCAGCGUCGGCGGCAGCGCCACCACCUGCGGCUGCCCAGCCGGCGCAGCAGCCGUCCGCCGGUGCCACGGCCAGCUACUCGGCCAGCCAGAAGCUGACUACCAACGAUGCGCUCGUCUACCUCAAGGCGGUGAAGGAUAAGUUCCAGGACAAGCGGGAGAAGUAUGAGGAGUUCCUUGAGGUCAUGCGUGACUUCAAGAGCGAGAGGAUUGAUACAAAUGGAGUGAUUAUUCGUGUGAAAACACUGUUCAACGGGUACCCUGAUCUGAUCCUUGGGUUCAAUGCUUUCUUGCCCAAGGGCUAUGCGAUCAAACUACAGGAGGAGAAGAAGCCUGUCGAUUUUGUGGAAGCUAUCAAUUUCGUGAACAAGAUAAAGAGUCGGUUCCAGCACGAUGAGCAUGUCUACAAGGCAUUCUUGGACAUACUCAACAUGUAUCGCAAGGAUAAUAAGUCCAUCCAAGACGUUUACCAUGAGGUUGCGAUGCUGUUCAGUGACCAUAAAGAUUUACUGGAAGAAUUCCAGCACUUUUUGCCUGAUACCUCAGUGGCUCCACAACCAGUGGCCUCAAGGGGUGGUUUGGUUAAGCGGGACGACAGGAGCUCUCUAAUGCCUCCUGCCAGUAGGACUCCUCACAAUGAUAAGAGGUAUAUGUUGCAUGCUGACCGUGACUUUAGUGUCGAUCGUCCUGAUGUGGAGCAUGAUCGCCAGAAAAGACGUCUUGAUAAGGAAAAAGAACGGAAGGUGGACAGGGAUAGAAGAGAUUAUGAGAGAGAAGACAAGGAUGUUGAUAAUGAGAGCAGAGAGCUGGAUGUUGGACAGCGUAAGCGCAAACCUUUUCCAAGGAAGCUGGAGGAAACGACAGGUGCUGAGACACACCAAGGAGCCCCCACUGAGAAUCAUAGAAUACAUAGCGUAUCCGCUUCAUCAUAUGACGAUAAGGAUGCACUGAAGAGUGUAUACACACAGGAAUUCCAUUUCUGCGAGAAAGUGAAGGAGAAGCUGGAACAUGAAGCUUACCAGGAGUUUUUGAAAUGUCUGCAUAUAUACAGCCAAGAGAUUAUUACAAGAAGUGAAUUGAAGAACUUGGUGAAUGAUAUACUUCAGCAAUAUCCAGAUCUCAUGGAUGGGUUCAACGAAUUCUUAGAGCAUUGUGAAAAUAUAGAUGGAUUUCUGGCUGGAGUCUUCAAUAAAAGGCAAACUGCAAAGACUGUUAAAACUGAGGACAAAGAAAAAGAUAGAGAGCGGGAGAGGGAGGAUAAGGACAGAGAUCGGGAAAAGGAAAGAGAGAGACCUGAGAAAGGAUCAACAUUCAAUCCGAAGGAAGGUGCUUGCCACAAACCUUCUGUGUACCCACCUGGCAAAGAGAAGUAUAACCUAUCCAAACCAAUAUCAGAGCUUGAUCUCUCAAACUGUCAACGAUGCAGUCCAAGUUACCGGCUUCUACCGAAAAUUUAUCCCAUGCCCCCUGCAAGCAACAGGACUGAUCUUGGAGCCUCUGUUCUUAAUGAUCACUGGGUAUCAGUGACAUCGGGAAGUGAAGAUUAUUCGUUUAAGCACAUGCGGAAGAAUCAGUAUGAAGAAAGCUUAUUUAGAUGCGAAGAUGACAGGUUUGAGCUGGAUAUGCUGUUGGAAUCAGUUAAUGCAGCAACUAAGCGUGUUGAAGAGUUGAUAGAAAAGAUGCAAGACAACUCAGUAAAACCUGAUAGCCCUAUUCGCAUUGAUGAACAUUUAACUCCUUUGAAUCUGAGGUGCAUUGAACGAUUAUAUGGUGAUCAUGGUCUGGAUGUGAUGGAUGUUCUUCGCAAAAAUGCUAGUGUUGCGUUGCCAGUUAUCUUAACCAGGCUCAAACAAAAGCAAGAAGAGUGGUCAAGGUGCCGAUCAGAUUUCAAUAAAGUUUGGGCUGAAAUAUAUGCCAAGAAUUAUCACAAGUCACUUGACCAUCGUAGUUUCUAUUUCAAGCAGCAAGAUACGAAGAACCUGAGCACAAAAUCGCUACUGACUGAGAUUAAAGAAAUUAAUGAGAAGAAAAGGAAGGAGGAUGAUGUACUCCUUGCUAUUGCUGCUGGAAAUAGGCGGCCUAUAGUUCCCAAUAUGUCAUUUGAGUAUAUAGAUUCCAAAAUCCAUGAAGAUCUACAUAAGAUCAUUAAGUACUCCUGUGGCGAAAUCUGCAAUUCUUCGGAUCAACUAGACAAAGUGAUGAGAAUAUGGACAACUUUUCUGGAGCCAAUUUUGGGUGUUCAGCCUCGAAUCCAUGGUGCCGAGGAUCUGGACCUAGUUAAGCCCAAGAGCCGAACAACAAAAUCUGGUCUUGCAAGUGUUGCGGAAAGCAAUACUGGAGCAGGGGUUGUUGCCAAGCAAGGCCAUGGUGAUGAAAGCGUUCUGCAUGAACAAGGACCAUCUUCUCGGUCUAGAUUGGUGAAUGGAAUUGCAGCAGAUACUCAAAAUGGUUUCCAUGAUGCCGAUCGAACUGCCCGUAGAAGUGAGGAACCAUCAAAUGCUGCACUAAAUGGAAGAGUGCAUGGUGCUGUCUCUGCCGCAGAUGACAUGCUGGCCCUAAGUACCCAAAACAUGUCUACCGAGCGAUCAUCAGAGAACGCUGCUGUUGUUAGGGCUGAACAACAUAAGGCGAAUUCGGAACUCACACCAGGUGUGAAUGCUUCUAGAAGUUCUCACGACGGAGUUGAGACGGCUGGUGAAGCCAGAGCUUGCAAUGAAACAUUGUCUUCUGCAGAGGGUGGGGAGACAGGGAGGUCAGGAUCAUCUUUAAAUGGUGGAUGCACCAAUGAGGGAAAUAAAGUCCGCCUAAAUAAUGAAGGUUCUGCACCCCAUAAUACUUCAAAAGUUGAAAGAGAAGAGGGUGAAUUAUCGCCUAAUGGAGAUUUUGAAGAGGACAAUUUUGUCCCUUUUGAAGAUGGAUCAUCUAAAGCAAAGGAAGGUUCUACAAGCAGACCAUUCCAGGGUAGGCCUGGGGAAGUGGUACCAUCUUGCGCUGAGGCAGCUGGUGAGAAUGACGCUGAUGCUGAUGAUGAGGGUGAGGAAAGUGCUCAGAGAUCUACUGAGGACAGUGAAAAUGCCUCUGAGGCUGGUGAAGAUGCAUCGGGCAGUGAAUCUGGUGAUGGUGAGGAAUGCUCUCGUGAAGACCAUGAUGAGGAAGAGGAGGAUAUGGAUCACGAUGAUCAGGAUGCAAAGGCCGAAAGUGAGGGUGAGGCAGAAGGAACAACUGAGACACAUGAUGUGGAAGGAGGAAUAUCACUACCGCUUUCAGAACGCUUUCUGUAUGCAGUAAAACCACUUGCCAAGCAUGUACCUACAGCUUUACAUGAUAGAGAUGAGAAGUCCUCCCGUAUAUUUUAUGGGAAUGAUUCGUUUUAUGUCUUGUUCAGGCUACACCAGAUCUUAUAUGAGAGACUACUUUCAGCAAAGACAAACUCUUUUAAUGCUGAAAAGAAAUGGAGAACUUCCAAGGAUACAAACCCUCCUGACCUAUAUGCGAAGUUUACGAGUGCGCUGUACAACUUGCUUGAUGGUUCGUCUGACAAUACCAAGUUUGAGGACGACUGCCGAGCUAUUAUUGGAACUCAAUCAUAUGUUCUCUUUACUUUAGAUAAACUGAUUUACAAAGUCGUGAAACAGCUUCAAGCUAUAGCGACAGACGAAAUGGACAAUAAGCUUCUGCAACUAUAUUUAUAUGAAAAAUCAAGGUCUCCUGGGAGGUUCUUUGAUCUAGUUUAUCAUGAAAAUGCCCGUGUCCUCCUCCAUGAUGAGAGCAUAUAUCGAUUUGAAUGUUGCUCAAAUCCGACAAGGUUGUCUAUUCAGCUGAUGGAAUAUGGUCAUGAAAAGCCAGAAGUGACCGCAGUAUCAAUUGAUCCAAAUUUUUCUUCGUACCUUUUUAGUGAGUAUUUGUCUAGUAUGUCAGACAAGAAAUUAUCUGAAGGCGUCUUCCUUGUAAGGAACAAGCGGAAACAUUCAAAUAAUGACGAGCCUUCAGAUUCUUUGAAGGCUAUGGAUGGUAUCAAAGUUGUAAACGGUCUUGAAUGCAAGAUAUCAUGCAAGACCUCUAAGGUAUCAUAUGUCCUUGACACCGAAGAUUUCUUGUUUCGGUUACAGAAGAGGAGGAAACUUUUACAUGGUGGGAAUGUGCCUGACAGGUUGCAGGUUUCGAAAAUAUAUGCUGCAAAAGUGCAGCGCUUCAAUAGAUUCCUAUCCAAACCUUAGGGUCAUUUGGCAUAAUCCUGCCAUUGUAUCUAAACCUGUUGAGUUGCUGGGGUCACCAGCGGCUUUGCCUCAACAAUGAGAAUCAGCGGGAGGGUGAUGAUGGCGGUUCCAUCGACAAUUUGCCACAGCAUGCCCUUUUGGAAUAACAGCUUGGAAGAUAUACAUGGGUAAAUACUCCAAAGCGAAGCAAGCAUGUAGGCCACCGCAGUCAGCUCUGUCGUGUCCAAAGAUGUGUAUAUAUAUGUAUUGGCACCAUGUUGUUUGUUCCGGUGACAGUUUACUUGUUUUCGAUGGUAGGAGGAUUCUGUCAAGUAUUAGCUAAUCAAUCAUCAUUUGUUGCUGCUGGUAUAGGUCCUCUCUUCUUUUUCGGCCGUCCAUUCAAUUCAAGAUGUGGACACAAUUAAAACCAGUGUCAACAGUUAUGUAGUCUUCCUUUGGGUAAUCAGAAAGACACCGUAAUUUCGUAUU